Messenger RNA from Pelobates fuscus (common spadefoot toad), 553 nucleotides. Its product is annotated as histone H3. Gene Ontology annotation, cellular component: nucleosome. The transcript has a single exon. The record is from RefSeq and is a predicted model, not a curated record. NCBI's taxonomy places the organism in Eukaryota, Metazoa, Chordata, Amphibia, Anura, Pelobatidae. Bases 15 to 425 code for a protein of 136 amino acids. Gene Ontology annotation, molecular function: DNA binding; structural constituent of chromatin; protein heterodimerization activity.
GUGAUCGCGAAGACAUGGCCAGAACUAAGCAGACCGCCCGUAAAUCCACCGGAGGCAAGGCUCCCCGCAAGCAGCUAGCCACCAAAGCUGCCAGGAAGAGCGCUCCAGCUACCGGCGGAGUGAAGAAGCCUCACCGUUACCGGCCGGGAACUGUGGCUCUCCGGGAGAUCCGCCGUUAUCAGAAAUCCACUGAGCUGCUCAUCCGCAAGCUGCCCUUCCAGCGUCUUGUCCGUGAGAUCGCUCAGGAUUUCAAGACUGAUCUGCGCUUCCAGAGCUCUGCCGUCAUGGCUCUGCAAGAGGCUAGCGAGGCUUACCUGGUGGGUCUCUUUGAGGAUACCAACCUGUGCGCCAUCCACGCCAAGAGGGUCACCAUCAUGCCCAAAGACAUCCAGCUGGCCCGUAGGAUCCGAGGAGAGAGAGCUUAAACUUUUAACCUGCUCACACAAACACCAAAAAGGCUCUUUUAAGAGCCACCAAAUCUGCACUCGAAUGAGCCUAAAUCCUUCCCCUCCAUGUAGCCAUUUUACACCUGUGUGAAUAUAAUCCUAAACAC